UUUGUAGCUGAGUGAAACUGUUCAACUGAAAUACUGUGUACUAAUACUAUUGUAACGUUCCAUCAUACAUUUACUUUUUGGUGGAACGUUGUUUUUCUUACGGUUGCUGUUGCAAGGGGACUGUUUAUAGCGGCACUCCUUAGGGAGGAGCAUAUGGCCCCUACUAUAAGAGUGUGUAUGGCUAGGAAAACCGGCAAUUGAGAGCAAAAAAAACAUAUGAACAUAACCCGCUAUUGUUUGAUAUUUAAAAAAAUCUGUAUGACAUAAUUUGGCGUCUAUUGAAGGUGUUGUUUAAUUUUCUAUAUAUCCGGAAGUAGGUUUCGAUCGGAUCGGAAGUGAAGAGGGGGAAGAAAAUGGAGGGCGGACUGUUCGCAUUUGUUUCGUCUUUCUGAGUCUUUGGGCGAACCUCUUUGUUAUUUGGGUGUGGUGGUUGACGGUACAUCGGUAAAAUUAGCGAACUCUGUCCGCUCUCCUCUGCUCGUCGGCUGGGUAAUAAUAUGCCUCAGACCGCAGCAAACACCACAGCAGGUGUCCGAGGUUCCUUUUCCCGCCCAAUGCCCGCCCUUGUCGGCUAAAUGUCGAUUGUGUUUUUCUGCUUUCUGGAACAUUCCACAUCUGCCGGAUUGCGUGAGUGGAGUCAUGAACCUCAGCGAGCAGAGAGACAGGAUCCGGCAGCAAGUGGAAGACUUGGAAAGAAGUCUGUGUGCCACCGAGACGGAGCUGGAUCUUCUGAGCAGCGACACAGAUGACCAGUCUAAUGGGGACUCUGACGAGGAGGCGGGCCAGGAGACUUCAGGUCUGCUGGCUCAGAGAGACAAGAUCCAAAGUGAGAUCCAGAACCUGGAGAACUUUCUGGGACCGCACAGUUCUGUUGUUGUGUCAGAUGAUGACAGCAGCAGCAGUGACAGUGAGCUGGGCCUGUCCCCGUCAGUGGACUUGUGUCUUCAGAUGAACUUGGUGUACCAGCAGGUCCUUCAGGAGAAGCUCCAACAGUUGGAUAUGCUCAUGACACACAACCUGAGACAACAGAAGGACAUUUUGUCUCAGUUGUCUGGACCAAUGAGGGAGACUUCAAGAGAAGAUCCCGCCUCCUCGUCGUACCCCAAACCCACGACCUUGUUCCUGGGCCACUUCCUGAAACCGUACUUCAAGGACAAACUGACAGGACUGGGUCCUCCCGCCAACCAGGAGACACAGGAGAAGAUGGUGAAGAUGAAGGGUUGCCUGGACUACAACAAGAUUAAAGUCAAACGAUGGGGGAGUUGGCAGAAGGCGUUGUUGAUCGACGCCGUGUCCCGAGACAGUCUGAGGAGACUCAUCCAGCCUAAACUCUCCAGGGUGGACUACCUAAGUCAGAAGUUGUCCUCUGCAGACGAGUCCAGUGGACAUCAGCUCAGAUCGACCAUUGAAAGUCUGGAGAAGGAAAUUGAAUCCCUCAGAGCAAAGAAGGCAAAGGAUCUGAUUGGUGAACAGUUUGAGGACCACGACUGGCAGAAGAUCGCCAACAUUGACUUUGAAGGACUGAGGGAGGCGGAGGACAUUUGUCUCUUCUGGCAGAACUUCCUUCACCCGUCCGUCAACAAGAGCCGCUGGAGCGCGGAGGAAGUGCAGAAGCUGAAGGAGAUCAGUAGGAGACACGAGGAGAGACACUGGGACCUCAUUGCUGCGGAGCUGGGGACGGGUCGGACUGCCUUCAUGUGCCUUCAGACCUUCCAGAGGUUCAUAUCGGACUCUUUGAAGCGCCGGACGUGGACCGAGAGUGAAGACCAGAAGUUACGGGAGCUGGUGGACAAGAUGAGGAUCGGGAACUUCAUCCCAUACACGCAGAUCAGUUACUUCAUGGAGGGCAGGGACACGCCCCAGCUCAUCUACAGGUGGUGUCAGGUUCUGGACCCCAGUCUGAAGAAAGGACCCUGGUCCAAGGAGGAAGACCAGAUGCUCCUGCGAGCCGUCGCACGUCACGGAGAGAAAAGCUGGUGGAAGAUCCGCUUGGAGGUUCCUGGACGCACUGACAGCGCCUGCAGAGACCGGUACAAAGACUGUCUGAAGGAGGGAACCAAGAAAGGUACUUUUGAUGACGAGGAGCUGGAACUCCUGAAGAAGCUGGUGGACAAACAUGGAGUUGGUCGCUGGGCCAAGAUUGCUGCAGAAGUUCCAAACAGGAACGAUGCUCAGUGUAUGAGAGCCUGGAAGACCAUUAGGAGACGCCUGGAAGCAUCUUCUACACAACGAAGGAGAAGUUCAGAAGCACCUAAGAGGAAGAGGAGGACACCUCUGCUGAGGGUGAAAGUGAAGAAGAAGAAGAAGGAGGAGGAGGAGGAGGAGGAGAGCAGCGAUGAGGAGGAGGAGGCGGUGGUUAAGUACAUGGAGAGUGAUGAGGAGGAGGAGGAGGAGAGGGAGAGGGAGGAGCCAGCGGCAGGGGAUGGUGAUGAAGAGGAGCAAGAGGAGUACCGCGUGCUUCCCAUGAGCAGGUGGAUCCCUGAUAAGGAGAACCAGGUGGGGAAUCUUCCCAGCUGGCGUCCGGUCACGCUGCCAACCUCGUCAGACCCCUCCCGCCCCCAGCAGCCCGUCCGCUCCACCGUGUUGGGAAAGUCGGGAUGGUCGGUGGCGGUGGGCCCGCCCCCCCAAGACCUGCGGUGGGAGGAGCGACACGGCGGCGGCGUCAUGAUGAUGCUGUCACAUGACCAGCUGUACGCGCAGCUGAGUCGCCAGGCGGCGGAUAAGCGCAAUAAGCGCCACCCCCGCCGCGUGACGGAAACGUCCCUGGACUACCAGCUGCAGGCGGCCGUCUCGCCGUGGAUCGGGAAUCUGCUGAUCCCGAGCCCGGGUGGAGCCACCUUGGCCGACGCCCUCGGAGAGUGUGGCGGGAAGAGCAGAGUGAGCUCCACCCCCAUCUUCCUGCUCCUCCUCCACGCCAUGAGCAUGGACACCACGGGCUGCAAGAAGGUCAUCGAGCGGCGAAAGGACAAGUUGUUGCUGGUGGACCCGCCCCCUCUGCCGCCAGCGCCGCUAAAGAGCCCCAAGACGGUGGCGGGAAUGCUUCAGCGCCGUCAGGCCGCAAAGAACCGCCCACCAGAUGUCAACCGGCCACCACUACUCCUACUGCGACCGGCUCCGCCCACUCGCCUCCCGUUUCCCAGCAUGCUUCCCGGGUCGCAUUUCUCACAACCCCGAGAGCCUUCCCUCUGCCUGCUACCCGCCCCCUCCCUGGCCACGCCCACUUCACUUACCCUUCAGCUCAUCUCUUCACCACCACCGCCCCCCCCUUUGUCCCAGCAGGUCCCGCCCUCCUUAGCACCGCCUCCUCCUGACUCUGUCACGGCCAAUCAGGAAGCAGGCAGGGCCAAGAAUGACUACACCUACACUGUCAUUGCUUCUCACCCCGCCCCCAAAGACACGCCCACAGGCAAGAAGCGAGGGCGGGAGGAGGAGUGUGUGGGCGGAGCUUCCACAGCCACCACCCGUAAAGGGAAACGAAUCCGGAAUUUAAGUCAGAAGGCCAUCGAAUCAGAGGCUUCAGCCAACCAGAAGAGGAGGAGCUCUCCAAAGUUUCUGCCCGAAGAGGGUGGGGCCAAGCAGGUUCCGAGCCCAAAGGUGUCAUCAUGGGCCCCACGUGGGGCGGUCCAGAUGGUGCAAGCUCCGCCUCCAGGUCAACUUUUCAUCAGGCCAAGUGUGCUUCUAAGUCCCCUCCCCCCACGUUUCGUCCUCCAGCCAGUCUGUGGCUCCGCCCCCUCAAUGUCUCCCAGACUGCCUCAAAGCGUCAGCCCGCCCACACAGAAGGAAGACCUGACCUUUGACCCCUCCCUCAUCUUCCCGGAGUCUCCAGCGGAAGUACGCGAUUGGCUGAGUGGAAGGGGGGGUGUGGUUGUACCCGAACUGGGCGUGGCUCUGCCCUACCUCCCGCCCUUUGUCAGCAGUCUGAGCAUGCUCAGUGUGCUCCUGCACGGCAAGGCCUCGCUCGCCAGGACCACCAGGCGGCUGCUGAGCUGCCACAGCCCCCGGCCUCAGGCCACGCCCCAAGGCACACCCCCACGUCCGGCCGAUUCCACCUCUGAUGAAGCAGGCGCCUCUGUGGUCGCCGAUGAGGAGGCGGAGCUUCUGUUGGCGUCCCGUCAGCUGGUGAAGGAGCGCUUUGCAGAAAACCCCGCCUACCAGAUGCUGAAGGCCCGCUUCCUGUCAUGCUUCACCCUGCCGGCCCUCCUUGCGUCCCUGCCCCCAGUCGCCCCGCCCUCUGCCUGCCAGGACGAAGACGAGGAUGAAGAGGACGCGGUGAAGGUCAUGACCAAAAGAAGGGAGAGAGUUGCGGGAUCCAGAUUGUUGCCUCGUGACGGCGCCGGAGAUCCAGCCAGUCACUUCACAGGAAUCAACGCCCAGCCCCGCCCCAGCGACACCCAAUGAGUUCUCUUUUAUUAGCUUUUAUUAUUGAUGGUGUGUGCUUGUUCACAUGUGGAUAAUGUCCCUGAAUGCAUCGCCACUCAACACCUUUCAUUAGUUCUACCCUUUCACAAUAAAGUUGAAUACUUACUAUAAUCUCUAUUUAUAUAACUUUCUUUCUUUCUUUCGCCUUUUUCCUUCCGGGUCGCCGCAGCGGAUCCUUUUUACUGAUUUUGGCUUCUGGAUGCCCUUCCUGACCAAUUCCGAUGGUGUUUACUAUUGGGGACUCGAACCUGAGGCUUCCGCUCCAAAAACGGCAGCAGGCGUGGCAGCAAAGUGGAGGGAGGAAGGCGGGCUGGUGGUUGCGUCCCAGCAGAGCACCGCAAACCUCCCAUUUGGGAUCUAUUUGGGGACUCGGCCAUUCCAGCCACCUUGCGGGAGGUCGUGAGGCUUCUCUGGGUGGACAACAUUCCUUCUUCCCGUUGACAACUUUUCCAGGUGUUUUUUCCGCCUGAUGAGAGAAGCAGCUGCCCAGUGGGGGAGGUGGG
Doryrhamphus excisus (bluestripe pipefish) is the source of this 4922-nucleotide messenger RNA. RefSeq names its product small nuclear RNA activating complex, polypeptide 4 (gene snapc4). Lineage: Eukaryota; Metazoa; Chordata; Actinopteri; Syngnathiformes; Syngnathidae. Gene Ontology annotation, cellular component: snRNA-activating protein complex. Gene Ontology annotation, molecular function: RNA polymerase II cis-regulatory region sequence-specific DNA binding; RNA polymerase III type 3 promoter sequence-specific DNA binding. Gene Ontology annotation, biological process: snRNA transcription by RNA polymerase III; snRNA transcription by RNA polymerase II. The record is from RefSeq and is a predicted model, not a curated record.